Molecule: messenger RNA, 1946 nt
Organism: Jaculus jaculus (lesser Egyptian jerboa)
Lineage: Eukaryota; Metazoa; Chordata; Mammalia; Rodentia; Dipodidae
Gene: Wdr25
Product: WD repeat domain 25
Exons: 7
Coding region: 102-1736 (544 amino acids)
Molecular function (GO): protein binding
Source: RefSeq, a predicted model, not a curated record
GCGUCGCGGCGGAACGCGACUGGGCGGCUGAGGGCAGGCCCGGAGGCCUUGGGGGAUGUACCGGGCACUUCCGCCUAGGAAGUUGCCUUCAUUGCGUCUCCAUGGCCUCACUGGUGGCAUAUGAAGAUUCCGACUCAGAGGCAGAGACUGAGCCUGCUGGAACUGUGAAUGCUGGUGGCCAGAUGAAAGAUGCUACUGGUGUGAGAAGACCUCCUGGGCAGGUCUGUGCCUCUGGCACAGUGGACGCGAUGAGGGAGGGGUCACUUUUCACAGAGAACAGUCCUAGUAAAGACUCUGGGGAGAGACGGCUCCCGCUGGCUCAGUUCUGUAGAAGUGACCCAGGAUCUUGCCCCAGCCAGAGGCUGCAGUGGCCCAUGAAAGAGCCUGAGGUCACCUUCCCCUCCAGUGAGCCUCCUCGCCCUUCUUUGUGGAUGAGCCAAGCUCCGGCCGGCAACGUGCCCUUGUCAGCUGCCUGCUUGAAGCCAGUCAAACCUUCCCGGGACUCCCUCAGAUCACCUUUCCAUGCUCCAAACCAAUCUGAAAGCACAGCUGGAAACGCCAGCUGUUUUCAGAGGAAAAGGAGUGAGGACUGUGUUGUUCCAUACAUCCCCAAGAGACUAAGGCAGAUGCAGGUACCUGACCCAGAAGCCGGCGGCGGCAAAGAUGCAGAGCCCGCUGUAGGGUGUGCACCAGCACCUCUCUCGGUGUCUCCUGCGGUGUCCGAGUUGAUUCAACCAUACCUGAACAGUCAGUAUAGAGAGACCAAGGUCCCCAGGAAAGUGCUCUUCCACCUGCGAGGCCAUGGGGGCCCCAUCAACAGCAUUCAGUGGUGCCCGGUGUUUUCUAAGAGCCACAUGCUUCUCUCCACAUCCAUGGAUAAGACCUUCAAGGUGUGGAACGCUGUGGACUCAGGACGCUGCCUACAGACCUACUUCCUGCACAGCGAGGCUGUGCGGGCCGCACGGUGGUCUCCCUGCGGCCAGCGUAUCCUCAGUGGUGGUUUUGAUUUUUCCCUGCACCUCACAGACCUGGAAACAGGAACCCAAGUGUUCAGUGGUCAGAGUGACUUCAGAAUCACUACCUUGAAAUUCCAUCCAAAAGACCACAACACAUUUUUAUGUGGUGGCUUCAGCUCUGAAAUCAAAGCUUGGGACAUAAGGACUGGCAAGGUGGUGAGAAGCUACAAGGCAACCAUCCAGCAAACCUUGGACAUCCUCUUCCUCCAAGAGGCCUCCGAGUUCCUGAGUAGUACUGAUGCUUCCACCCGGGACUCCGCUGACCGAACCAUUAUUGCCUGGGAUUUCCGGAGCUCCGCCAAAAUCUCCAACCAGAUUUUCCAUGAGAGGUACACAUGCCCCAGCCUUGCCUUGCACCCAAGGGAGCCUGUGUUCCUGGCGCAAACCAAUGGCAACUACUUGGCUCUCUUCUCAGCUGUAUGGCCCUACCGGAUGAGCAGACGGCGGCGCUAUGAAGGACACAAGGUGGUCUGCCCACGCCUGUGUCUUUCUCUGCAGGUGGAAGGCUAUGCUGUGGGCUGCGAGUGCUCCCCGUGUGGUGACCUGCUGGUGACAGGCAGCGCCGAUGGCCGGGUCCUAAUGUUCAGCUUCCGCACUGCCAGCCGGGCAUGCACUCUGCAGGCGCACACACAGGCCUGCCUUGGCACUACCUACCAUCCUGUGCUGCCCUCUGUCCUCGGCACCUGCUCCUGGGGAGGCGACAUCAAGAUCUGGCACUGACACUGGAGACUGGGCUCCCUCCCUCCUAGAGUGGACAGUGUGCACAACACUGAGGUUGGCUGGAGAGCAAGCGGCUGCCUCCUCCACCUGCUGCGCCUCAAUGUCCUCAUCUGCACAAUGGGGACAAGACUCGGUCUCAGGGUGUGAGGACUGCAUUGGUGAAGGCACCUUCCAGAAAUCUGGUGAUGCCCAAUAAAUGCAUGUUCUGUA